AUGCUUGGCAACUUCUUAUCGAUAAACUUAUCGCAACCUCCGCACUCAACUUCUUUCUCCCUCUCCAACCGUGUGAACCAGACCUCAUGGAACUUACCUGGCUCCCGGAUAUUCCCCAGUCGCGAAGUCGUACUCGAGCUUUGCGUGCCUGUCCCCAAUGCCAGCGAUCAAAGGUGCGUCCAGAACUAUGCACAGCAAGUCUUGAAGCCAACAAACCAGAAACGAUGCCGACACCUCAACCCGGAGGGAGAGCCCUUCAAUCGUAAUAUUUCAAAUCGCCGGAAUAUAUCUAAGCCCAAUGAAAUCACCGCCCGACCGACUCGCCGAGAUGGUUCGAAUCGCUACCGACCUUAUUCGACUGCAACCAUAGAUCGACCACGGGCAGCGUCAGAUGGCCCAAACUUGUCGGAUCCCGCUACCGAACGAUUUGUGGGGGAUCUCAAUCCGGAAUCUGUCAUUCGUGAGAGGCUGCAUGAAAGUGGAACUCCUCUGCGGGACCGUAUCGGGCUCUGGAUCAGCUCGCCCGCUGCACAGAAGUCCAAAGUCCAGAGAUUGAAAGGGACAACUCCUGGUGAAGACUCUACCUCUAUCUCAUCGGCAACAGCGAAAGUUAGUGAGGCUGCAGCAGCAUCGCUCCACGAACUAUUUGCUGCGGGGCUACAAGCAUGUGAACCUUUGCCCUCGGAAACCAAAGAACCGUUGACUGCUAUCUAUUUUUCCAAGGUCAAUCAUAUUGUACCGAUAUUAGAUCAUGAAUCAUUUCUACGGUCACAGUCCGAUGGCUCGACUUCUGUGUUUCUUGAGAAAGCUAUCUGUCUCACUGCAGCCAAGACACAUGGAGCGAGUUCUUAUUUGCGUCUUGUGCUAAAAGGCCCGGUGCUUUCAUCACGUCAGUUCUGCUCCGAGCUAUAUAGGGAACUUGUGGUGGCCAUGGACGCAGGACUUGAGCCAGAUCGAUUGACCCGGAUUAGGGUGCUCGCGUUGAUGUCCUUUCACUGUGAAGGAUAUGAAGGCGCCGAGGCAGCAUCUCUACAUCUCUGUCAAGCCAUUCACCAAGCCCAGACUGUAGGGCUGCAUCUUGGCCGGCCAAAUCAGACAUCUACCGAUCCCCUGACCAAGCUUUUCUGGUGCCUUUGGACGCUGGAUAAGAUGCAUGCAAGUAUCGGUGGCCGACCAGUCCUCCUAGCAGACCGCGACAUUGGCGUGGUGAAGCCUGAUGUCAAAGCUCAGAGAUCUCGAGGAGCUUUUGAGGUCUGGUUUGCGGUAUCAGAUCUCCUGGCAACUGUGAUAUCAUACUACCGACCCUCUGCAGAUCCUUCCAGCGGGUGGGAAGAAGGAUUUCCCGCUUUUGAAGACAUCGUUGGGGAGGAUGCUAAGGAGGACCUAGACUACGCUACACUAGGCUUCUUGGAGCUCUAUUAUCACUCCGUCGCUAUACUUUCAUGUCGACACAAAGUAGCCGAAAACAUUGACGGCACCAGACUUUCAACGGUCCGACAAGGCCUAUCAGCCGUGCGCAUCCACUCCAUCGUCGCAUCAGAGUGCGCAGAUGAUCUCCCACCUCUCCCAAUCGUGCCAUAUUCCAUCACCCUCUCAAUGGGUGUCUCCUACCGUCAACUUCGCUCAAGUCGACUAAUUACACACCUCGAUCGCGCCAAAGCCAGUCUAGAAGCAUGUUGCUCUUUGCUGGAGAAUCUCAGUCCAUACUGGUAUUCCGCAGAAGCAAUGGGCCGGCUGGGACAUAAAGCCCUACAUCAAAUCGAGGGCCAUCCGCAACCUUCUACUCGGGAUACCAUGCACCAACGGCAACUAGAGUCUGCGCGUAAACCAAUCACUGAUGUCACAACAGUGGAACAGGGAUUAGAACCAAUGAAGUUUAUGCCCGGCAGUGUUGAGCAUAACCAAGCUCGGGCACACCAGCCCACAUACGAUCUCCCGGUCGAUCCUCCAGUCCCAGAAACAUCCAUCGACACACUCCAGCCCCGACUGAGCGAACUAGAUGCAUCGUCCAUGCAAGACGGGUUCGCCGAUAUCGAUAUGCUAUUUGGAGAAUUUUUAGAUCUUUCGUUGCCCACCAAUUUCUGGGAUCCUAUCUUUAUGGAGGAGCAAGGACAAAUGGAGGAUUCGCAAUCAUAA
Messenger RNA from Penicillium nucicola, 2136 nucleotides. Its product is annotated as transcription factor domain-containing protein. Gene Ontology annotation, biological process: DNA-templated transcription. Gene Ontology annotation, molecular function: DNA binding; zinc ion binding. NCBI's taxonomy places the organism in Eukaryota, Fungi, Ascomycota, Eurotiomycetes, Eurotiales, Aspergillaceae. Bases 1 to 2136 code for a protein of 711 amino acids. The transcript is spliced from 2 exons. The record is from RefSeq and is a predicted model, not a curated record.